CGUGGUCAGUGAUAUCACAGGUGUACAUAAUAUGUUCGUCCACGUAUUACGGACUGGGAGAGAAGAUUGAAUACGCUCCAGUGGGGAUUAGCUUUGCAGUUAGCUCUAUUUCGUCUCUGACAUUUCUGGGGGAAAUUGUCUUCAAAUUUACAAAUAGAAUGUAGCAUUUUUCGGUAUAUUAAAAAGUAAUAUUACCCGACAGUUAAUCAAUUAAAAACCUGGAAAACUUAUUCCACCUGAUGGUUGUAAUCCCAAAACGGCGCCACUUAGAAAUUGUCGUACAAAUAUAUAUAUAAUCAAAAACAUCGUGUUUGCAAACUUACCUAUAAGAUUGUCCAUCUACUUUAUAAUGACUUUUAAUGGGUGCACUAUUAGGUAGAAUUAUAAAGCUAUGAAAAUGCUCAUUUAUACAGUACACGCACUAAACGGUUAUUUAUCGUGGCCAUUUAAACGCCUAGGUCUCUGUACUAAAAACAUACACAUGUAAAGCUAAUACUUUGCAUUUAUAUGCACACUUUAAUUAAUCAAUUCUCAUUAGAAAUAAUAAUCGGGCUCAACGUUAAGAAGACUUAAAAUCCUGUCCAGGUACAUGAACCCGACACGUAAACAGAUAUUGGAGAAUUUCCCAAAGCGGAUUUACAUUGCGGAUGGUGCUAAUACAGAGGCGGAUCGAGGACAUGAUGAGGCGGAUCGAGGACAUGAUGAGGCGGAGUCGUCCAGGACUCGUGCUAGAUCAGUGAUGAAUACAAAAUUAUGCGGAGUUCGGCCCCAGAGUGUCACGUCGACCAGAAUCAAGAGUGCUAGAAAAGAGGAUGUAUCGGUGCUCAGUCACGCUAGUCUCCUGACCUUCAGCUCCUUCGUGAAUCAACACACCAUAGAACAGAUAGCGCUUAAACUGGGUGUUCAGAAGUCUGUUAUCCACAGCAUCAAAACCCACGUGACCAGUGAGGUAGACGGGCUGAGAGAACCAAUCGUUGUUCAGAAUUAUCACAUGCUAUGGUCGUGGCGCGGUCGGAAGGCAACGAAGAAAAUGGUUGAACAGCUUCUGAAUGUAUUACGCGGAAUCAACAGGUGGGAACUUGCCGUAGUCGUAAGCACUGCAUAUAAAGAGCACAGGAGGAUGCGCAUGAGUGAUUUUAAAUGAACCACGUGAUUCGUGGUGAUAUUAUGAUACAUACAACAUAACUAUGUACUCUUUUAUCUUAAUACUACUGCAUCAUUCAUCUGGUUAAUAUAUUAGGGACAAAUAUAUUGUCUUAUGCCCUUGUUUAGAAUCUAUGAAAAACAUUAACAUACUAAAGCAUCAAAUGAAUGUAGCUAUAAUAUUGAAUAAUGGGACACAUUUAACGGUUUGUCCAUAAAUUAUGGGUAUAUAUGAUUUUAAGCAAGAGCUAGUUUUAGCAAAUUUUCAUAAUUCCAAGAAAGAUAGCUAUUACCUUCGAUAUAGAAUGAAUAUUAGCGAUAUUCAAUUUUUAUUCGUUAAUCAUGCCCAAAUUUAAUCCUCGUUAAAAAUUAUGUCCAUACGGUAUCCAUAAGUCCAUGUAAAUCAAUGACUACUGGUGUGUACAUGUAAAUACUCCGUGUACAUGUAAAUACAUUGUGUAUUUGUAAAUGACUACUAUUAAUACAUACUUAUGUUUACUUGUAUUCCUGUAUGUGUAUGUGAAUACAAACCGUGUGUAAAUCAGGGCCGUAAAUUAACCUUCAAUUUGGAGGAGGCAGGAAAUUAGGCGGGGGUCUGGGGGCCGCCCAGGCCCCCAGACGCUGAGCACAUUUUGUGCACACUGAACACGUUUCGUGCAAAAUCCUUGAUUCUAGGGCCUUCUAAGAUGUUACUUGACUAACUCAUUCUAAAAGAAAGAUUUGGAAUGCUUUUUAAGGGAGGUAUCAUGUUCUUAGUUAUUGGAAACAACAUAAAUUCUAAUGAACUUUAAA
Molecule: messenger RNA, 1935 nt
Organism: Ostrea edulis (European flat oyster)
Lineage: Eukaryota; Metazoa; Mollusca; Bivalvia; Ostreida; Ostreidae
Exons: 3
Coding region: 590-1144 (184 amino acids)
Biological process (GO): signal transduction
Molecular function (GO): protein binding
Source: RefSeq, a predicted model, not a curated record